This is a messenger RNA of Rhagoletis zephyria (snowberry fruit fly), 852 nucleotides long. The record is from RefSeq and is a predicted model, not a curated record. Lineage: Eukaryota; Metazoa; Arthropoda; Insecta; Diptera; Tephritidae.
AUGACUACCUUCGUCGAGGACAUGCCUACAGCAGGUCUGUGGACAUUCCACGGUAGGAACGGCUUUGGCGAGCAGCAGCCACUCGAGUACCUGAUACGACCGGUAAGCAUGGUGGUCUGGGAUCAGCUGGAAAAUGAUUUCUGCUAUAAAGGUCGUCUGGAGAUGGAGUUUUAUUACGACUUUGUGUACGACCAGCUGCUCGCCUUUAGAGAACGUCGCCAGCCCCACCUCACCUUCAUUCACAUGAGCACGGUGGUGCACGAGGAGCCGAAUAAUGCCGCCUACGCCGAUGAACCCGUUAGGAGAUUUCUUGAGAAAAUUUUCGCUGCUAACCUUCAGCAAAACACCGCCAUCCUCUUCUACUCUGACCACGGAUUUCGCUUUGGGCCAAUCUCCAAGACGGAAUCCGGCUACCACGAGUCCCGACUGCCUUUCAUGUACUGGUACAUUCCAGAAGGGCUCACUCUCGGUGAUGGACUGGAUGCUGGGCAGAUUCGAAAAAAUCUUCGAACUAACAGUCGCCGUCUGGCGAGUCAGUUUGAUGUCCACUCGACGCUGCUGCACAUUCUCCAUGGAAAGCCAUCACCACUUCCUUUAUCAGCUGAUAAAUUUUUUCUGGAUCACACCUUUGGCCACUCCCUCUUCACCGAACUGCCACUGAACCGGACCUGCGAGGAGGCGGGCAUUCCCGAGGAGUACUGUCUCUGUCGACGCUUUGUCCCCCUCACUGACGCCCACUCCAGACACCUCCUCGGCGAGUUCAUUCUCGAGCAUCUCAACGAGCAGCUGGCGCCCUACUCCGCCAACUGUACCCCGCUUUCUCUGGGCCGCAUUCUGGAAACCAAGGUGUCG